UCAUCUCGUUCCGUCUCUCACUUCUCUGAUCACUUUCUCGUUCUCAAAAGAAAAGAGAAAUCUAAGCCCGGCGGAGCUAGGAGACAGAGAAAGGAGGGAGAGCAGAAGAGGGCAUCGCCAUGACCCCAAGUUAGGUUGGGACCCACGAGCGCCGCCCCCCUGCUUAUCUUGUCCCCCCCCCCCACCCCCGCCGCCCGCCAGCCGUCCGAUUGAUGACUAGGGAGCUGAGGAGGAGGACGGGAAGAACGAGGCGCAGAGGAAGAGAGGGGGAUGUCUCUGGUGUUCACCGGCGUCGAGUUGGCCGGGGGGCCCACGGUGGGGCUGAAGGACCACGUUAGCAUCCCGGUGUACCUGCAGCAGCACGGAGAUAACAACCACCACGACGACCGCAAAGGGGAGGAGGAGAAGGGGAAGAGGAAGGAGAGGAACGGGUUCUUUAUAGAGGAGAAGGUGGCGGAGGAGGAGUCUUCGGAGACCUCUUCCAUCGGAGUCCAGUCGUCGGAUUCGUCGUCGGAGAAGGACGACGAGGAGAACGAGGAGGUCCAGAGCAAGGCAAAGGAGGGGGCUUUCGGGUCCUUGGAUUCCUUGGAGGAAUCGCUUCCUAUCAAGAGAGGGCUGUCGAACUUUUUUUCCGGGAAGUCGAAAUCAUUUGCGAGCCUGGCAGAUGUGGCCGCUGCGACCUCGAGAGAUCUCGUGAAGCCAGAAAACCCCUUCAACAAAAGGAGGAGACUGCUGAUGGCAUCCAGAACAAGGAGAGCUUCUUCCUACGCUUCGUUUGCGACAUGCUUGCCGCCUCUUCUCUCCUCCUCCGACCACAUCGCAGAGGAGAAAGAGAGGGAGGAGGAUGAGGAGGAAGAAGAUGAGCAGAAUAGCGGAGACUCAUCCACAUUGGCUCCCCUUCCACCCCACGUCAGCAAAGAAAGGAAGAUAAAGAAGGCUUUUAGAUCCCCUAGGUCCUUCUCCCUUUCUGAUCUCCAAAAUGUUUAGUUGUUCUCGUAUUAGCAUGAUGAUAAAGUGUUAUUAUAAAAAUCUUAGCAUAAUAUAGUAGAAAAAUGAAGUCUCUUACGUUUCCUGAUUAUUUUUUUUGGUGCUUUUGUGUAUAAAAAAAAAAUAUAAUAACAUACAAUGAGUUCUUAGGGAAA
This is a messenger RNA of Phoenix dactylifera (date palm), 1142 nucleotides long. RefSeq lists its product as uncharacterized. The record is from RefSeq and is a predicted model, not a curated record. NCBI's taxonomy places the organism in Eukaryota, Viridiplantae, Streptophyta, Magnoliopsida, Arecales, Arecaceae.